Messenger RNA from Frieseomelitta varia, 681 nucleotides. RefSeq names its product MAGE-like protein 2. The coding region runs from base 105 to 614 and encodes 169 amino acids. The transcript has 5 exons. The record is from RefSeq and is a predicted model, not a curated record. NCBI's taxonomy places the organism in Eukaryota, Metazoa, Arthropoda, Insecta, Hymenoptera, Apidae.
GUUGCUUGUCCCUUGCAGAGCAGUAUAUAAAGUGACUACGCUAACAAUUUGUCUCGAGUUGAUGUUUUAUUCAACAAGCACGCACGUGUACUGAACGAGGGAAUAUGGAAAAAAUCAUCGUAAUUUUGACGAUCGUCGCCUCCUGUUGGGCCAGCGAACUGGAAUUUGGCGGUUACGGGCUAACUUUGGGAGAAAUCGCCGUGGACCACGAGGAGGAAGGAUUUGGCCUCGGUGAAUUAGGUGGAUCAGAACACGAGAUUAGUUUAGCAAGUCAUGGGAAAGGCGGACAUUAUAUACCCGUGGUGAAAACAAUCGGAAUACCAGUCGCCAAGAAGGUUCCUCUGUUUAUACCGAGUCUGCAGAUUGAAAAAGUUCCACAGAAUUAUCCAGUCCCGGUAAUCGUGAAGAAACCUGUUCCUUACCAGGUGGAGAAACAAGUAUUUACGAAGGUGGAGAAAAAGGUACCCACGCCCAUCGAGAAAAUCAUUCCAGUGAAAAUUGAGAAGCCUGUACCGUUCCACGUAGUGAAACACAUUCCUGUCCCAGUGGUGAAGCCUAUUCCAAUUAAGAUUCCAAUUCACAAAACAAUAGUGCACAGUCACAAGGGCCAUUAAACUGUGAAAUUACGUUGUUAAUUGUUUUUACGUUAAUCGUUAAUGGCAGCGUUGGAAUUGCAGCCUC